Molecule: messenger RNA, 996 nt
Organism: Hordeum vulgare subsp. vulgare (domesticated barley)
Lineage: Eukaryota; Viridiplantae; Streptophyta; Magnoliopsida; Poales; Poaceae
Exons: 2
Coding region: 117-572 (151 amino acids)
Source: RefSeq, a predicted model, not a curated record
UUUAUCUCCGCCGCAACGACGCCCAACCUCGCCAGCGCGACCAUUCUUUCCUCCAUCUGUUCGCAUCGGCCGUCGCCACGACUCGCCACACCUCGCUGGGCCAGCCGGCCAAAGCCAUGGAGCUCGAUCUCCCGCCGCCGCGACAGGCACCGCCGCUGACCGACCUGGCCGCCGCCAUCCGCCUGGCCGCCGAGGCCGCGGCCGCGCUCUCCGCGCCAUCAUCCUCGUCGGCCGCAGCCGCCGCGGCCGCCACCCUCCGUGACGCUCACGCCGCCAUCGGCAGCUUCCUCUCCCGCCUCGACGCGCCCGCCGCUGCCCCGUUCGACAGCGAUCAGCCUAUGGCGGAUGGCGGCGAGGCGGGGGACCCGAUGAUCGGGGAGGUGGAGGACGGGCUCCGGGAGUGCGCCCUGCAGGGGAACAAGCGCCGGAAGCGGCCCGUCCCGCCUUCUUGGCCCCUCGGCCCCCGUACGAGUGGCGCUUGCGUGGCGCCGGAGGCCACCGCCGAGCCGGUGCUGGACGUGCAACGGCGGCGGGGCGCCGCCAUGGAUCUGUUGCUGCAGUUCCAUGCGUAGGAUGAAGGGUUCAUGAAUCAUGAGUACCUUAUAGGAACAAAGGGAUGAGCACCGGCUGCAACACCUUUUUGCGCUGUAUCAUGUCCUUUGGUCAUCUUGUUCUUCAAACUGAUUGCACAGCCAGUGCAAACAACAUACCAAACCAAGGCAGCUAGGAUGAACACAGUGAUGUUCGAGCAAAAAUAUAUGAAUACGGCGAGAAUCUGAGACACUUGAGAUCAGAGCGGGAUGUCAGUAGAAUGCUUCGGGCCUAGGGGUAGUUUUGUUUCUGAACAAACCCUACUGUACUUCAUUUCCUUCUACUAUCAUCUGACAUCAGAAUGAUAAACAGUCAGACUGGUGCUUGCUCAACAUGUCCUGAUGUCCAGCAUGUUAUACCCUUUGGCCUUUGUUUAAAGUUAGUAUCAGCGUUAUUUGCGAGUUA